AUGCCUAAUUACACUGAAUGGAUUUGGCAUGGGGAGAAGAUUAGGGCCCCUGUACCUAAUAAAGUACCUAUUGUUAAAUCUCUCAAGCCGACUCCGGCUACAAAUAAUGUACCAAUACCCGACGAGUCAAAAACGAUGCAGUCCAUGUUGCAAGAUGUUUUUGGCAUGCAUAAUAUUCGGGCAAACGAUGGUGAGUGUCAAGUGGAAGUGCAAGCCGAAUAUGUACCUAAAGCAAUUGAUGAAGAAAUCGAUGAGAGUGCCAAGAAAUUCUACAGCUUGGUUCAGGAUGCAGACAAGCCACUUCAUGAUAAAACACAAUAUAGCAAACUGUCAACUAUUGUUCAUCUAUACAACUUGAAGUGUGUGGGUGGACUCAGAAAUACGAUUUUCACAUCUUUGCUUGAGUUCAUCAAUGAGAUAGUACCAACAAAUGAGCCAGCUUUGCCUAAAAGUAUGUAUAAGACAAAAAAAUAUUUAAGAGAAUUGGGGCUUGGAUAUGAAAAGAUUCCUGCUUGUCGAAAUCAUUGUAUGUUAUUCUGGAAGGAAAAUGAGAAGUUAGAUACAUGUACAAUGUGUGGAGCAUCAAAGUGGAAGGACGAAAUUACUGAAGAAGAUGGGUCAUCCCGAACAUCGAAGAGACGGCCGGUGAAGGUGUUGCGGUGGUUUCCAUUGGCUUCAAUAUUGCAAAGGUUGUACAUGUCACAACAUGCUGCUUCCCACAUGAGGUGGCACGUUGAUGGACGCACAAAAGAUGAUGUGCUCAAGCAUCCGGCAGACGGUGAAGCUUGGAGAGCAUUUGAUACACUACACCCAAACUUUGCAUUAGACCCACAGAAUGUUAGGCUUGGUCUAGCAUCAGAUGGUUUUAACCCUUUUUGGAACAUGAGCACAAGCCACAGUACUUGGCCUGUCAUGUUGGUUCCAUACAACCUACCUCCUUGGGUGUGCAUGAAACAACCAUAUUUCAUAUUAUCUAUGAUUAUUCCAGGCCUAACUGCACCUGGAAUGAAUAUAGAUGUCUACCUAAAACCUUUAAUAUCAAAGUUACAGGAAUCGUGGAAUGUAGGGGUACAGACAUAUGACAUAUCCAUGAAGAAGUCAUUUGUUAUGUGGACAGCAUUGAUGUGGACAAUAAGUGACUUCCCAGCGUAUGCAGAUUUAUCUGGAUGGAGUACUAGGGAUGAAUUAGCAUGUCCUUGUUGUAUGCAUUCAACGGGGUCAACAUGGUUGACAUACGGGCGUAAAUAUUUUUAUAUGGGGCAUAGGCAAUGGUUGCCUGCCAAUCAUAAGUGGCGACAGAUGGCAAGAACCUUUGACGGUAAACAAGAGCUGGGUGUUGCACCUGUUAUUCCAGAUGGCGGUGAAAUCCUACGACAAUUACAGGAAUUUGAUAUUGUUCAUGAAGACAUAGGAAGGGACAAACGACAAAAAAUUGUGAAACAAGGUCAUGGGGCAAAUGAGAACGUGGUAUGGAAAAAGAAAAGUAUUUUUUCUCAUUACCCUAUUGAAAGGAUAAUUUUUUACGACACAACCUUGAUGUGA
This is a messenger RNA of Alnus glutinosa, 1542 nucleotides long. RefSeq lists its product as uncharacterized. The transcript has a single exon. The record is from RefSeq and is a predicted model, not a curated record. The coding region runs from base 1 to 1542 and encodes 513 amino acids. NCBI's taxonomy places the organism in Eukaryota, Viridiplantae, Streptophyta, Magnoliopsida, Fagales, Betulaceae.